AGCACUUCUCUGUGAGAAACCAGAGCGCUCUUUCACGAGCCUUCUGCUUUUCUACCCCUCUGCCAUUUUACAGUUAAAAGAGGCGGCAGCUGGGGGCCGCGUAAAACCGUGUGCCCCGUCUCUCGCUGUCAGGGCGGCAGGGGAAAAGCCCUCAGCCCUUCCACCGCCUCCUCAGCGCCAUCUUUCCCCCUCGGCCCCGUUAACGGCCGGCGGGAGGAGCCCGAGGCGCCGCCCCGGGCCUGGCGCAGACGUGCCCGGGCGGCCCCGCUCCGUGGAACCACUCCGUCCCCCCGCCGGCCAUGGGCCGCGCCGCCAUCUUCUUGGUGCCGGUGCUGCUGGCGGCGGCGUGGGGCGGCCCCGAGGUGCGCAGCCUGCGGGGCAGCUGGCGGCUGGGCAACGGCAACGGCUCGGUGCGGCUCCCGGGGGAGGUGCCGGGCUGCGUGCACACCGCCCUGCACCGCCGGGGCCUCAUCCAGGAUCCAUAUUAUAGAUUUAAUGAUGUGAUGUACAGGUGGAUCUCUCUGGAUAACUGGACUUACAGCAGGACGUUCAAAACUCCUUUUGACGUCAGAAAGUGGCAGAAAAUUAAUUUGGUUUUUGAAGGAGUAGAUACAGUAGCACACAUCUUGAUCAACAAUGUCACUCUUGGGACAACAGAGAACAUGUUCAACAGAUACAGCUUUGAUAUUACCAGCGUGAUCAAGGAGGUCAAUUUUGUUGAAGUCCGUUUCUUAUCAGCAAUUUCAUACGCUGCAGAGCAGAGCAGAUGUCACACAGCAUACAGCAUUCCCCCGGCGUGCCCUCCACCUGUGCAGAAAGGAGAGUGCCAUGCCAAUUUCAUCAGAAAGGAGCAGUGUUCAUUUAGUUGGGACUGGGGCCCUUCUUUUCCCACUCAAGGCAUCUGGAAAGAUGUUAGGAUUGAGGCCUAUAACUAUUAUCACCUGAUUUACUUUUCUUUAACUCCUUUCUUUGUAAAGAGCACUCAGCAGUGGAGUCUUGAAAUCGAGUCCAUCUUUGAUGUAGUCAGCUCCAAGCCAAUUGCAGGUCUUGUGACUGUGAACAUUCCCAAACUGCAAACACAGCAAACAUACAAUGUGAAGCUUCAACCUGGAGAAGGCAGCAUUGUGCUGCUUGUAAACAUCAACAAGAGUUCUACAGUGGAAGCUUGGUGGCCGAAUGGACAUGGAAGCCAAACUGGAUAUAACGUGACAACAACUUUCAUCAUGGAGGCAGGAUACCAGGUUGAGAAAUUUUCAAAGGCAUAUUUUCGGACAGUAGAACUUGUUCAGGAGCCUAUUCCUGGGUCACCAGGUCUGAGUUUCUACUUCAGAAUCAAUGGCCGACCCAUUUUCAUCAAGGGCUCAAAUUGGAUUCCAGCAGAUUCUUUCCAGGACAGAGUGACCUAUGACAAAUUAUGGCUACUCUUGAAGUCUGCAGCAGAUGCUAACAUGAAUGCACUUCGGGUUUGGGGAGGAGGAGUAUACGAGCAAGAUGAUUUUUAUGAUAUUUGCGAUGAACUAGGAAUAAUGAUUUGGCAGGAUUUUAUGUUUGCAUGUGCGCUGUAUCCAACUGACCAGAACUACUUGGAAUCAGUAAGAGCAGAAGUUUCUCAUCAGGUAAGGCGGUUAAAAUCCCAUCCAUCAAUUAUUCUGUGGAGUGGUAACAAUGAAAAUGAAGCAGCAAUUGCAAGUGACUGGUUCUCCAUACCACGUGCUGACAGAGAAGUCUAUAUCAAAGAUUACGUGCUGCUGUAUGUGAAGAACAUCCGAGAAAUAGUUCUUGCUGUAGAUAAGAGCCGUCCUUUUGUUGCAUCCAGUCCUACCAAUGGCGUGGAGUCAGUUAAAGAAGGCUGGCUCUCCCAGAAUCCUUAUGAUACCCAUUAUGGUGACACACACUUUUACGACUACAGCAGUGACUGCUGGAACUGGACAGUGUAUCCUAAAACUCGUUUUGCUUCAGAAUAUGGAUUUCAAUCCUGGCCAUCCUUCAGUACACUGGAAAAGGUUUCCUCCACUGAGGACUGGUCCUACACAAGCAAUUUUUCUCUCCAUCGACAGCACCAUGAAAAUGGCAAUGACCAGAUGCUUCAACAGACUGGAUAUCAUUUCAAGCUUCCCCAGACCACAGAUCCCAUAAAAAAGUUCAAAGAUACGAUCUAUCUCACUCAGGUGAUGCAGGCUCAGUGUAUAAAGACAGAAACUGAAUUCUAUCGUUCUAGUCAAAGUGAAAUAAUCAACGGAGAAGGUCACACAAUGGGUGCUCUGUAUUGGCAACUCAAUGACAUCUGGCAAGCACCUUCGUGGGCUUCCUUGGAGUAUGGUGGUAAGUGGAAACUGCUCCAUUAUUUUGCCCAGCACUUCUUUGCCCCACUGCUGCCUGUGGCCUAUGAAGACAAAGGUGUGUUGUACAUCUACGGUGUCUCAGAUCUUCACGUGGACCACAAGCUGACUCUGAAGGUCACUGUGCACUCAUGGAGUUCUCUGGAGCCGGUAUGCACCCUUGCCAAAGACGGCAUGACUGUUAAAGCACAAAGUGCUGUCCCCAUCUACAAGGAGUCCAUGAACGACUUGCUGGAAAGAUGCAGAAAUUGCACCAGGAAAAGCUGUGUUGUUACUUUUUAUCUUGUGGGAGAAGGUGGGCUCCGGAGUCCCACAAAUCAUCACUUCCUUUCAUCCCUGAAGGAUGCUGUCGGAUUGGAAAAGGCACGACUUAGUGCUGCUGUAUCCCAACAAGAUGACAUUUAUGUAUUUGAUCUCCAGACCACUGCAAUUGCUCCUUUUGUGACUCUGGAUGUAGGGAGUAUAAAAGGCAGAUUUAGUGACAACGGUUUCCUCAUGAUUGAAAAGAAGAAAGUGGUUGUGUUUUAUCCUUGGGAGCCUACCAGUGCCGAAGAGCUAGAAAAGGCGCUCACCCUGACAUCUCUGAUGGACGUUGCGUGAGGAUUUCUUUCUAGUGUGAAAGAAAGAAGUGAAACAGGAAGAGGAAAAACUCAGAAGAAUUUGACUCAAGUAGAAGUGAUGUUUGAGGCGAGCUGACUGGAGAAUAUAUUGUCUGUUCCUGUCAUGUGUGAAUUUUAACUGUUGGUUCAAUGUAAACCAACAACAAAACUUGAUUAUAAUAUAUAUGAUGCAUUGAAAGUAA
Cygnus atratus (black swan) is the source of this 3141-nucleotide messenger RNA. It is a transcript of the gene MANBA, whose product is annotated as mannosidase beta. The transcript is spliced from 17 exons. Gene Ontology annotation, biological process: carbohydrate metabolic process; glycoprotein catabolic process. Bases 300 to 2939 code for a protein of 879 amino acids. The record is from RefSeq and is a predicted model, not a curated record. Gene Ontology annotation, molecular function: beta-mannosidase activity. Lineage: Eukaryota; Metazoa; Chordata; Aves; Anseriformes; Anatidae.